AUGCUCUCCCCCGAGCGCCACCGCCACCACCGCCACCCCUCGCCGCCGCAGCCGCCGCCGCCGCCGCACCACCCGCCGCAGCCCAGCCAUGUCGUGGCCACCAUCGAGAACCUGCCGGCGGAGGGCGGCAGUGGCGGUGGCAGGAGCGGCAUCUCCGCGCCCUCCUCCAGCGUGCGCCAGAGGAUCAGGAAAGUGCUGAACAGGGAUCUCUUGCUGUCUGUGGCACUUGGCCAGGUACUCUCCCUCCUUAUCUGUGGCAUUGGUCUCACAAGCAAGUAUCUGUCAGAAGACUUCCAUGCCAACACACCUGUUUUUCAGAGCUUCCUCAAUUAUAUCCUUCUGUUCUUGGUCUACACAACAACACUAGCCGUCAGACAAGGAGAAGAAAACUUGCUGGCAAUUUUGAAGAGGAGAUGGUGGAAGUACAUGAUCCUGGGGAUAAUAGAUAUAGAAGCCAACUACCUGGUAGUCAAAGCUUAUCAAUACACGACUCUUACCAGUGUACAGCUCCUAGACUGUUUUGUCAUCCCAGUGGUGAUACUCCUCUCCUGGUUCUUCUUACUGGUACGAUACAAGGCAGUACAUUUCAUUGGGAUUGUGGUCUGCAUUCUGGGCAUGGGCUGCAUGGCAGGAGCAGAUGUCCUCGUUGGGAGGCAGCAAGGAGCAGGUGAAAAUAAACUGAUAGGGGACCUCUUAGUACUUGGUGGAGCAACACUAUACGGCAUCUCGAAUGUCUGUGAGGAGUACAUCGUCCGAAAUCUGAGUCGAGUGGAAUUCCUGGGCAUGAUCGGACUCUUUGGCUCCUUCUUCAGUGGAAUUCAGCUUGCAAUCAUGGAACACAAAGAGCUGUUGAAAGUCCCCUGGGAUUGGCAAAUAGGCUUGCUGUACGUUGGCUUUAGUGCCUGUAUGUUUGGCCUCUACAGCUUUAUGCCAGUGGUCAUAAAGAAAACCAGUGCUACUGCCGUCAACCUCUCCCUGCUCACGGCUGACCUGUACAGCCUCUUCUGUGGAUUAUUCCUCUUCCACUACAAGUUUUCAGGACUUUACUUAUUGUCAUUCUUCACGAUCCUUGUUGGGCUGAUGCUCUACUCCUCCACAUCCACCUACGUAGCCCAGGAUCCUCGGGUGUACAAGCAGUUUCGAAACCCUUCUGGACCUGUUGUAGACCUGCCAGCCACCAGCCAGAUGGAGCCUUCGGUGACGUACACCAGCCUGGGGCAGGAGACAGAAGAGGAGCCUCACAUUAGAGUCGCUUAAACCCAGGACUGUUGAUCACCUACUGACAGUGGAGCUCGUAUAUCCAUUAUCUCUGUAUUGUACAUAGAGAAAGGUAUUUACCAGGUGCAGUUACGCUGGUGAGCUGCAAGGUAGCAAAUAAGGAAAGCUCAUACAAACACAAAUUGAUUGUUCCAGGGUGUUCCUUACAAGGAGAUGCCAGUCCCUCGUUUACAAAAUGAACAGCAUGUUUGCAAUACAAACUGCUGUGUAGGAAUCGGUUAACGUCAAACUACCUGUGAAAGAUAUUCAAUACAUAAGAUGAAAUUACAAAAAAAAGAAGUUAAUAGAAGGGUGUUUUACACACACAGAGUGAUAUUAUGCCUAAGCCACACCAGCUGUGGAAAAAACGCCUUUUUACAGCAAAUACACUUUGUGCAGUCACUGUUAAUUUCUCUCUAAAAUUUGUUUGUUUGCACAAAACAGAUGGGUUAGUCAUGGUAACAACACCCUGACACAUUUUUGCUAGCAACUUGGAUUUGGUGAGGGAAAUACAGUGAGUUCCUCUGUGCUAUCUGUCUGGUUGCCCUUUCUAGGUAAUCUGAUCCAUGAAUCCAGAGAAGGGACAGCUUACAAUAUCCGUCUCUAUUCUAGGAAUAGGUAUAAGGCGAGCAUUUUAGCCUUUCUAUAUUUGCAGAAGUGAAGUACUCAAGCAUUGACCUCUCUAUGAUCCAUGGCAGAUUUCCUGGUGGCCAAGGUUCUGCAUCGGGUGACAGGGAGUCAGUUUCUCUGUAGUCAUGACUCAACACAGAUUUCUUACUUUAUGAAAUUUUAACCUGUAGAAAGAAAAACGCAUUUUCUAGUUUCCUAUGUAUUGUACCUCUCCAUGGAAAGAUGACAUAUCAUGUGGAUCAGGGCACUUAUUUUAGAUACUCAGUGCAUCGAGGGUGCCUUCUGCUGUUCCAGUUUGCUUAGUUUCCCAUGGUUCAUUAUUCUAACAAUAGCUAUUUAGAAAUGUGUCAGUUUUUCACCAAAACCCACAGAUUGUAAAAAUCAGGAAGAUUAAGAGAGGAAUUCACGAGCAGAAAGACCUGACCAUCUGCUGGUGUUGCUGCAGUAGCAUAAAGGCAUUUUACUGGCAGGGUGCAGCCAAUUAUUUUUCAUUAACUGUGAAGCAAGCAGAAGAAUUCAGCAGUUUUCUUACAUUCCUGGGGACGUGUGAAAAUAGUGAGGGUGUGCUCCACUCUUCUGUACACAACUGUACUUUUGCCUCAGUAGCCUUACCAGAAUG
Molecule: messenger RNA, 2506 nt
Organism: Pseudopodoces humilis (Tibetan ground-tit)
Lineage: Eukaryota; Metazoa; Chordata; Aves; Passeriformes; Paridae
Gene: SLC35F1
Product: solute carrier family 35 member F1
Biological process (GO): transmembrane transport
Cellular component (GO): membrane
Molecular function (GO): transmembrane transporter activity
Source: RefSeq, a predicted model, not a curated record